Fusarium fujikuroi IMI 58289 is the source of this 2472-nucleotide messenger RNA. Its product is annotated as related to heterokaryon incompatibility protein (het-6OR allele). The record is from RefSeq and is a predicted model, not a curated record. The transcript has 2 exons. NCBI's taxonomy places the organism in Eukaryota, Fungi, Ascomycota, Sordariomycetes, Hypocreales, Nectriaceae. Bases 1 to 2472 code for a protein of 823 amino acids.
AUGGCAACCGAAAUGAAAACAUGUUUUGUUGAACGCAAGGACGCCAUCCAGAUCCACGAUCACUGUCCCGAGCGGCCAUACGUUGAGUUGGAGGUGCCGCAAGAUGCGAAGAGAGUCACUGCCGUUACUUUUGGAGGAACAUCUCGCGAUCAAGGCUGGGCAGACAGAUCAGAAGCAGUUUCUUUCACAUGGUGGGAUGCUUCAGUAAAGCGCCCAGAAGGACGUGGAGAUCUGCGAACAAUCACCGUCCUUAACAACCGUCUCGCAAACGAUGAACCCCAGCAAUGGUCUGACCGGUGGACUGUUUUCCAUGGACCUAGAAGAAGACUCUGGAUUGAGGCACUUCGACCAGGCGACGUCAUUCAGUUGAUUCCUCGCGCUAUGUAUAUGGCUUGGGUGAACAUCAUCGACGAGGGAAGCAUCAAGAUUGAAUACGAACCUAGGGAGUUGGAAGAGGAACUUCAAGCCAUGCAACUUACCUCAAAUUCUUCGCAUUAUUCCGGGGCGUUGGGUGUCGAAAGGCAGGAGAUUCGACUCCUUCAUGUUGAGCCAGGGAUUUUUGACGAUCCGAUCCGAUGUUCUUUUCGCUUAGCAAGCCUGAAGGAAAUCGAGACAAAAGGCAUCGACUUUCACGCCUUGUCGUAUUGCUGGGGAGAUCCUACCGAGCGGGAGGAAAUUCUUUUAUCAAAAGAAGGCGACUGCGACGAUAAAAAGGAAGCGAGGCCUUUUAGUAUUGGAAAGUCUGCUGCCCAAGCACUUCGUCGGUUGAGACUAGAGAGGGAAACCCUGGUUAUAUGGAUCGACGCUGUGUGCAUCAACCAAGACGAUCUCGAAGAGAGAGCGAAACAGGUAACACUAAUGAGUCAGAUCUACUCCUUAGCUUCGGUCGUUCACAUCUGGCUCGGUGAAGAUAACCACGGUGUCGAGGCUUGCUUAAAGCUUAUCCGAGAUAUCUGCAACUCAAAUUCCAGACUAUGCCAAGGCGGCGAGCAAUGUUCAUGCGCUGGAACAGCCCACUCGACGCCUCUUGAGGAGAUUCGGGCAUAUGAGCAGAGCAAGAAAGAUGAGGGAAAGGCUAUCUCAUUCAAAGGGAUGUUGGAAGUUUUCGACAUCCACCUAAAGACGUGGACAAGAGAAAUCAUAGACCUUGCUGGCUGGUAUGGAAACACCCAACUAUCGUUCCUCAUGAGCACUCUUUACGAAAACCCAUGGUUUACCCGAGUCUGGGUGAUACAGGAAGCUCUGUCAGCGAAACAACCCUUCAUUCAUUGUUCUGGAGAGCAAGUCCCCUGGGAUGAAGUGGUUCAAGUCAGCAACUGGCUUGAGAAUCCUGGAUACUCCAGCCAAAACCCGCAUAUUGUCUCACAGCAGAUUUCCAUGGCAGCUAUUUGGAAGACCCUCAAACCAAAGGGAAAGACUACGGAGGUCCCGACAACUCCCAUCGAAGCGCAAGAUACGAAUGAGCUAUCUAGCAUUCUGGAAGUAUUUCUUUCGGGUCUGGAUCUCAAGGCUACUGAUCCUCGCGAUAAACUGUUUGCUUUGCUCACAUUUGCCAACGAGACGCAUGAUACUACGAAGUUGGAUGAUUUGAUUCGACCCAAUUACGACAAGUCCAAGGAGAGAGUUUUUGCUGAUUUUACGCGCUGGUGGAUCCGAGAACACAACUCGGUGGCUAUUUUAUCGUCUAUCCAUUGCCAACCAUCACGCACUUGGGUAAAGAUUCUAGGGCCCGAAGCCCAAGACCUAGCGAUGAAUCGACCAACUUGGUCUGUUGACAGCAAAGGAAGCUCAAGACGAACGCAAGCCAAUUUGAAUGCUCGGUUCAAAUUCAAAGCAGCAGGCGAUACGAAGCCAGAUCUUGAGCUUCUAAAGACGGAUGAUCCUCUCAUUCUUCGACUUUCAGGUCUUCACAUUACUGAGAUCAGGAGCAUCAGUCACGCACCUAUCGAGUAUAUCUAUCCCUACCAAAGGCCUGCAGAAGAGCAAAGCGAAUUGUCACAAGUCUUUGACAAGAUCUUCGAUCCUUGUGCUCUCUCACCGUUCUGGUCAAGAAACCUGAGUGCAGAUGGCUUCAGAACGGAAAACAACGAAACAUGCAACAUGAAGUACCUCGACCAUAUGCGAUCUCACUGGAACUACCGUUCGCGAGAACCACUUGAAGUGUUGAAACCAAGUGCCGGUAAAGACUUGGAGCACUAUAAGACGAACAAGCUUCCGACGUGUAUGGAACCUUGUUUCUUUGUUACGACUUCGGGAUUGUUUGGAUUAUGUCCUUGGCAGUCGAAGGAGAGAGAUUUGAUUGUGUUGCUGGAUGGUGGUAAUGUACCGUAUUUGCUGAGGCCUGUUGGGGAGGAGAAGUUUGAGUUGGUUGGGGAGUGUUUUGUGCAGGGAAUUAUGCAUGGGGAGAUAUUGGAGGGGCUGGCAAAACUUGGGAACGGGCUUGGGAAGAGGCAGAUUUUCAGUAUCGUUUGA